Centruroides sculpturatus (bark scorpion) is the source of this 1394-nucleotide messenger RNA. RefSeq names its product myosin light chain kinase, smooth muscle-like. Gene Ontology annotation, cellular component: nucleus. NCBI's taxonomy places the organism in Eukaryota, Metazoa, Arthropoda, Arachnida, Scorpiones, Buthidae. The record is from RefSeq and is a predicted model, not a curated record. The coding region runs from base 250 to 1263 and encodes 337 amino acids. Gene Ontology annotation, molecular function: ATP binding; protein serine/threonine kinase activity. The transcript is spliced from 13 exons. Gene Ontology annotation, biological process: positive regulation of apoptotic process; protein phosphorylation; intracellular signal transduction.
UCAUUCACCCUCGUGGUAAACACGUUUCUUUUAAUCAUUACAUUCAUUCGACUUUUACUUUCCCCGUAAUCGGAAGUUUAUUCGUAAUAUUGUAGCAGGAUAAGCGGAGACAGAAUGUGGAGUAGCGAGCGACUAAAUAUAGAACUGUUGGUCCUUGUAGGGAAUUAGUGCUUAAGCGAGGACACCAACAAGCUGUUUAUUUAACAAAGAAAUUGGAGUACAACAAAGAAAGGACCUAAAGUCCAAAUCAUGAUUUAUGUGGACGAAACAGACCCAGACGGAGAAUUGGAACCACCCUUCGAGCCAAAAAAUGUAACGGUUAAAAAAGGAACCGAUGUAAAAAGUGAAUAUUCUUUGCACGAAGAAUUAGGAAAAGGAAAAUUUGGAGUGGUGUACAGAUGUACCGAGAAGACGACGGGUCGCCAGUUGGCGGCAAAAUUUAUUAAAACAAUUCGAGCCGAAGAUCGUAAAGAAGUGGAAAGAGAAGUAGAAAUCAUGAGGUAUCUUCAACAUCCUCGACUUUUACAGUUAUACGACGCCUUCGACGACGGAAAAAAAGAAAUGUGUUUGGUCCUAGAACUCAUAGAAGGGGGAGAGUUGUUCGAAAGGAUUAUCGACGACGAUUUUGUUCUAACGGAGAAGGCCUGCAGUAUCUUUGUCAGACAAAUCUGCGAAGGACUCGAAUACAUGCAUAGCAAAAAUAUUCUUCAUCUGGAUAUGAAACCAGAAAAUAUAUUAUGCGUGACUCGAACCGGAAACAGGAUUAAAUUAAUAGAUUUUGGUUUCGCGAGGAGAUUCGAACCGGACAAAAAACUACAGGUGCUGUUUGGCACGCCCGAAUUUGUGGCACCGGAAGUUGUUAAUUUCGACAUGAUCGGUUACGAAACCGAUAUGUGGAGUGUGGGAGUCAUAUGUUACGUCCUAUUAUCGGGAUUAUCGCCAUUUAUGGGAGAUAAUGAACUGGAAACGAUGGCCAACGUUACAAAAGCCGAAUACGAUUACGACGACGAAAAUUUUGAUAAUAUUUCGAACGAAGCUAAAGAUUUUAUAUCCAAAUUGUUAAUAAGAGAUAAAGAUUCUGGUUUAACUAGUAAAAGAAUGAGUGCUACGCAAUGUCUCGAACAUCCUUGGCUCAGGCGUGAUAAGAAGAAAGAAGAAACAAAAUUAGACAAGAGCAGGUUAAAGAGAUUUGUCAUUCGAAGAAGAUGGCAGAAAGCUGUCAAUGCUCUAGUAGCUCUUAAAGCAAUGGGGGCCAUUAUAUAAACAAAUAAUGUACAUAAAGAAGGAUAAAUGAUGACCGAAUAGAAAAGCAUGUCAUUUAUUUUUGAUAAUUUCGCGAGUUACCUCUGAUUUGUCCACGAAUAUCAUGUUUCGGAAUGAAAAAAAAUGUUCAA